AAUUGCUCAGCAACCUCUAUCAGUGGACGAUACCACUGAAGCGUUUCUGUUCGUGUUUUGCUUACUGUUUUUGGAUGUUUGGUUAUCUACAAUAUAUUUUAUAUAUUCAAUACUAGACUUUUUGUGGCAUAAAAUCUUUUUAACUGCUAUUUGCAAAGUAAUAAAGAACCGCUAGUCCUGCGAUGUAAUAAAUAAUGCAUCCUCAUAAACCUCAGUCACAGCUCUGAACAUUUAUAUGUAAUUCAUAUUACUUACCAUUAUUAGUAUUCUCUCAGAUAAGUUCCAUGGGCUAUUUUCCUAGGUUCAUUUACUGUAAAUAACUAAUUAGAAAAUGUCACGUAAUGAGUGUCCCCAGCUCUUCGAAAGAUCUGUCGUAGUGAUCAUUGCUCGACUAUUGGUUGGUAGUUGUCUAGGAUUAUUUGGAAGUUUCUGUUCAGGGUGCUCUGGGAUCCGCGCCUUUUAUUAUUAAGUCUCAAAUUCUAGACAAUAAUUAGAUAAAUAUUAGUACACCAAUCACACGCAAAUGAUUGAGUAUUUAAAAGUCAAAGUCGAUUCAUUACACCCUCCCAAAACUAAUCUAACUCUACAAUCGCAAUUUACAAUAUCUUUGUGACUAAAUAAGGUUACUCGGACCAAGACUAUAAGAAUUAUCUCUGCACAAACUGCAUCUCGGUAUUCCUAAUUCCGUUUUGUCGUGGGUAAAAUACAAGCGGCCGGUAUAGUUGUUAUUGUCGUAGAGUAGCUCUUGACAAUCAACUUCGAGUUGAGUGUUACGGCGGUUUAAGUCCAAUAGGCCUUUGUCUGUUUGCUUUGCCCCCAAAUGCCAUGGUACGGCCGAGAGUGGGGAGAGUCCUCUAUCACAUGGCCACGCGAAUAUAUAGCCUCUGCCAGGGAAGUCCUACUCACUGCCUUCACGUGGCGGAGGUGUUGUUUACAAAAGUGAAAGGACGAAAAGCGAAUGUCCGGCGCUUUAACCGGGUUGGUGGACACGAAAGUUCACCUAGGGGAGUUGGAAAAUCCUGAUUCCAAGCCAAUGGUGCACUUGGGCUCCAGUAUCCUGAUGUAACAAACGGCGUAUGAACCAAUCGUUGGUCACCGACUACCAUGGGACUGCAUCUCCUCACGAUGCUCCACUACCUUGUGGACUAGACCUUCAGGUCAAAGGCUCGGAGUGUGGCCCCUUAAGAAAACCACCUGCUUCGGUUUGGGCACCCGGGCAGUAUCACAGCCCUCACACAAAUCAAAUGAGAUUUGUGAGGCGCAUAUUUAUCUGGUGCUUUUUUGUACCAAUAUUUAUGUGUUUAAAUAAAUAAAACUUACCAUGUCCUUUAGCAUAUGGUCAUCAAGCCACCACUCAAGCACCUACCUCAGCAUAUUAAUCAAGUCGUUUAGACCCAAAUGCACUGGUACGGCCGAGGGUGGGGAGGAUCCGCUCUCAUUUAAGAAAUACUCUCUUAUGGCCACGCGUACACAGCCACUGUCAAGGGAGUCCUACUCACCACCUUUUCGCAGUGGGGGUGUUGUUCACGAAAUCGAAAGGACGAGGAGCGAAUGUCCGGCGCUUGAACCGAAGCGGUGGAUACGGAAAAUCCACCUAGGGGAGUUGGAAAACUCUGAUUCCAAAGCAAUGGUGCCCGUGGGCUCCAGGAUCCUGAAGGAACGAAUGGCGUGUGGACCUGUUGUUGCCACCGGCUACUAUGGGACUGCAUCUCCUAAAGUUGCUCCACUAUCUUGUGGAUUAAAUAUCUAGGUCGAUGGCUUGGGGUGUGGCCUCCUUAAAAAACCAUCUGCUUUUGUUUGGCACCCGGGCAGUAUUCCAGCCCUGACACAAAUCGAAUGACGAAUUGUGGCGCACAUACAUUUGGUGCAUCCUUGUAUCUAUGUUUAUGUUGAAAUAAAUAAUUAGCAAGUUACAUACAUCAGUUUUCAGUAGUAAGGAUUGAAGGUCAACCGACCUUCCUUAAUCAUUGCAAUUUAUGCUACUGUGGAGAUUCAAUGUUUUUGAAAGCAUCGACAGAAGGUGGUGAUAGAGAAUUUCAGUCAUUCACUACUCUGCGCGAGAACUAAAACUCUAGACGUAAACUAUUUGAUCUCAGCUUUUUGAACUUUGUUAGAAUGUCCUCUCAGAUGAUUGGUCUUAGAUGGAAAGAAAAGGUAAAACAUAAUACCAAGAUUAUCGUGCAGUGUACGGUAGGCCAGUAUUAAUUCACCUCAUAACCUGUGGUAAGAUAACAGAAAUAGGUUGAGGCGUCUCAGUUUGUCUUCGUAAGAUAGGCCAGAGAGACCCUAAAUUCUGAUACCUUAGGUAUUAUAAGGAAAAUAAACGAGUGUGACCAUAUUGCUAUUGAAAACACGAAUAGACUCCAUAACUCUUGAGUAAAUUGACGCUUAGCGUAGUUAGAUGUAAAUCACUAUUACCGGACAGACUUCGCCACGAAUAAGUGCUGUUUCAUAGGAACUUAGACAUUAUGUUCUGGUGCUGAGAAUCAUAGGUUUCUCCAGAUAUCUAGGCAUUGUCUGUCAUAAAUAAAUCAGUCAUACAGUAUUCCAUGGAGUUUUUAGUGAGUGGAGAUUUUCUUUGAACUAAGCGACUUCAGUUGCUGUUGGACGUAUAGAGAUGGUUACUAAUUCCUGGUCUCCCACGCCGUAGACCUAAACAAAAGACUGGAUUAUGUUAGUCGUGAGGAACUGGGAAAUUUGGUCGCAGCGCUCAUUCGACACUUUCUUGAGGCUGGUCACAUAGCUUUUGAGUGAGUAGUUUUGGACCUUACUACUGGGGACGGAAAUUUUGGGACAAAGUGGGGUGUAUAAGUUUCUAGACCUACCCCUUCUAAUCCUUUCCCGUUGUGAGAAGGCAGCACUAUUUCAGACUUUUAAUAGAGUUUCAAAUCAGAGCUUCAAACCAUUAAAGUGGUGCUCAAUCAGUUGUAAAUAAAGUAGGAACUGACCCAUCCAUGACAAGGCCUGGUUUUCACAAAAGGCGAAUGAAGGUUUUAGAGCACAGAUAUGUUUAUUGGCGUCCGACAAUGUUAGUUUUUCUUGACCUGAAAGCAGCAUUUGACUCUGUAGAUCGCGAGGUUCUGUAACAGUGUCAUUGAAAGGUGUACCUCAGAAGUACAUAAACCUUGUGAAGGCUCUUUACUCGAACAUCACCAGUCGAGUGAAAGCUUAUGGCGAACUGUCAUAUGAUUUUACAACCUCAAGUGGUGUCCGACAAGGUUGUCCACUAUCCCCAUUUUUGUUUAACUUCAUUAUAGACCUACGACUGAAAAUAACAUUCUCGUCUUCCGAAUAUUUGGGCAUUGGUCUCCUUCCAGGAGUUCCACUUAUUGACUUAGAAUACACAGAUGACAUAUUCCUGUUUGGUGAAGAGGCUGAUAAAAUGUAGGGUCUUUUGAUAGCACUGAGCAACAAUGCAAGGAUGUUUGGGAUGCGUUUCUUCCCAUCUAAAUGUAAACUGUUACUCCAGGACUGGCCUGCGUCAACACCUGAACUAAGGAUAGGGAGCGAAGUAGUCGAACGCGUCGACAACUUCACUUAUCUUGGAAGUCUAAUCAGCCCUAAUGGGUUAGUGUCUGACGAAAUCUCAGCACGGAUUCAGUAAGCUCAUUUGGCUUUUGCCAACUUACGUCACCUACGGCGAAAACGAGAUAUCUGUCUAUCAAUUAAGGGACGAGUAUACUGCGCAGCAGUCCGUUCUGUUUCACUUUAAGGCUGUGAAACAUGGCUAUUAAGAGUAGAAGAUACUCGUAAGUUACUAGUAUUUGACCACAGAUGCCUUAGAAAUAUUGCUUGCAUCUUCUGGGAUCAUCGGGUAAGUAAUAGUGAGAUUCGACACAGUGUAUUAGGAAAUGAUGGUAAAUCAGUUGAUGAGGUCAUGAAUCUUCAUAGACUGAGAUGGUUAGACCACGUGUUACGUAUGCCUGAACACGACGAGCUAUGCUGACUAGUGUAGGAGAUGGUUGGAAGAGAGUUGAGGGCGGCCAAACCAAAACGUGGCACCAGUGCUUGAAGUCACUAACUUCUAGUCUGAGCCAUGUUGGCAGAUGCAGACUACCUGGUUGGGGUCCGCGUGACUAUCGUAACCAAUGGUUGGCGACUCUAGGUGACAUGGCUCAGAAUCGAUCACAAUAGCGUAGAUGUAUACACUCUUUAUCUUCCCUUAAACCUUAAGAUUAAAAUUGCUUCAUAACGUUCUUCCUUCCGAUACUAUAUCUUUAUAUACAACCUAUCUUUUAUAUACUACCACCACUAAAUUAACUAUUUCUAUGAAUCCGGUGUUCAUCUUGUUGUGCUAACGAGGUAUAGCAAUUUGGACUGAUGCAUAUGUGUGCCUGGUCCUACGUUUUAGCUGACUGACUGAUUGAAUGAAUGAAGAGAUCGAAAAAUGGGUGUCAACGAUAGUGAAGGUCAAACAAGGAUUUAAUCCAAAAUACAAGUUAAAUCAAGUGAUGAACGCCACCACCUUUGAAUCUUGAGAAAAGCUAAAGAAUGAGCACAAAUUUGGGCCGUGUCGUUUAAAAAUUUCAGUCAUAUGUAGGGGUCGCUAAAACGACAUGUCCCAGUCACCGUAGUCAGUGUUUCAAAAUGGUGACACCGACUGGAUUACCGUCACUAUGUCCGAACGCACAUCGCCGGAUUUCAACCUUACUAACAUAAUGUUAGCGCUGGAUAUCAACAUUUUCACAAACAGCGAUGAUCAAACAUGAAAUGUUGUCUAACAUACUCGGAGAGAUCAGGUUCCACAAUUAUAGUGCAGAACUGUUCUUACUGACACGUAAACCGGUCCUGCUACAACCAGGUUAACAUCACGAUGGGACCAAAUAUACCUCAGAUCUUGCUUCUCUUUGUUUCUUCGCAAUGUUGUCUUCUUAUUUGUGUACCGUGUAUAUUUUUAUUACUCGUGUCAGAUUGUAUUUAAAUCAAAUAGAUCAAUAAAAAAUAUCUAAACAAAAGCAGUUUUGGACAAUCUUUCGUAUUUUACUACCAAAGAUACCAUCGUUAAUUAUACCCCACUGAUCUGUAUGUUUUAUAUACUCAUUUUGUUCGGCCUCUUGAUAAUGUUCAGCAUUAUUAUGUAUGCCAUUAGCGCUACUCAUCUGAUUCAUGUGUUGUGGAGCGUAAUAUCGCCUAACACAUUCUUUGAUUGGUUACCACAAAUUUCUGACUUUAAAGGAACCAUUACACAAUAUAUUCCUUAUAACAAGUUUUAUCAUUGCAUUAGCAUCUUCACCUCUAAACCUUGGAAACUAACCUGGGAAGUAUUCUUCUGGACAUAAGCGUGGUAAAUCACAUAACCGGUUCGUUUUUGUGAAUAAUAUCACGCCCAGUCACACUGAUAUGUGAUACCAUGGCUUUAUCAUAUCCUAUUUCUAUAUUCUUUCUAACGACGAUUCCGAAAUCUUUGCUAUGAUUGAUAAGAUUUUCACUAAUGAUUAGUUCGGAUUUGGUAUUAACCAAGUAAGCGAUUACUGUUGUAUUCGUACACGGGAUCCAAUUCUUACAUUGUUUGUGGGCAACUGACUUCAGUUCUUUAUUGAUCUAAAACCGUGGUAAGGGUCAAUAUGAUAAACUUAAGUAGCGUUCUAUGUUAUCAACUUAUAUGUUAAUUUGCCCAGUCGUUUCCACUAGCUUAAAAGACUUUUUGUCAGUGAAGUUUCCUGUCAAAUCUUCCCAUUUAUCCUUGUCUCUUUAUUUCCUACUCAGCUCUUGUGCCAUGCGUUAGGCCGAGAUAUUAAAAAAUAAACAUAACGUUUGCAGUUAUGAACUCGCGUUUUAUCCAUCCAGAUAGUGAAGAAAGACUUGGCUUUGACUUGUCAGAAGAAGUACCUGAACCCAACGAGGACGGGGGUUGUGGUAGCUCUAUUCUACAGUUUCCGAUUUCUGAUUCUUUUCAUUCUGUUGAACAACAACGCCAACAACUUCCUGUUUUCACCAAAAGAAGUCAAUUUUUAUAUCUCCUUGAAAACUCCAGAGUUUUAGUCGUUACUGGAGAAACUGGGAGCGGGAAGUCUACACAACUUCCUCAGUAUGUUUAUGAAGCUGGUUGGUUGGACUCAAAAUCCAGUAAUUUUAAUCCAUUCGGAGUCACCAUGGCUGUGACACAGCCAAGGCGUGUAGCUGCAUUAAGUUUGGCUACACGUGUAGCUGAAGAGAAAAAUUGGCGAAUCGGUAAACAAGUUGGAUAUAUCAUACGUUUUGAAGAAUGUUGGACACCAAAUUCAACUGUCAUCUCAUAUCUUACCGAAGGUAUGAUGAUACAGGAACUGUUGCGUGAUCCUCUUCUAACUCGUUUCCGUGUAAUCAUGUUAGAUGAAGUUCAUGAAAGAUCUUUGCAAACAGAUAUUUUGUUGGGUCUUAUUAAGAAAGUAUUACGUAAACGGCCAAUUGACUUGCGAGUUAUAAUCUCUUCUGCUACAUUGGAAGCUGAAAAGUUUAUAGAAUAUUUUUCAAAAAUGAAGAUACCUGAAGUGGAAACCCAAAAACAAGGGCUAAAAUUAACUCCUGUUUCACAUUUAAAUGUGGAAGGACGUCAAUAUACUGUGUCUAUAUUUUACUCACUUGAUCCCGUUCCUUGUUAUAUAUCUGCAGCUAAAGAGACUGUUUUUCGGAUACAUGAGACAAAACCAUUGGGUGGUGACAUACUUAUCUUUGUUACAGGUCAGAAUGAAGUUUCCCAACUGGUUAGCAAUCUAAUUGAAGAAUAUCGGAACCGCAAGGAGCGUUUCUUAAAUACUCAACAACAAAGUUCCAAAACAAAGUUACCUACUACUUACCCACCUUUACGUUGCUUACAGCUUCAUGGUUCCCUUCCUCAGCAUGAACAGCUUCGUAUUUUUGAACGACCAACUCGGUCUUGUCGUAAAGUUAUCGUGGCCACUAAUGUUGCGGAAGCGUCAGUUACAAUUCCUGGGAUUUCUUAUGUGAUUGAUUGUGGCUUUUCAAGAAUUCGAGCUUAUAAUCCUGUUAAUGGGCUUGAAGCUUUAGUUACUAUACCUAUAUCUCAAGCUUCAGCACGCCAGCGUGCUGGUCGAGCCGGCCGUACAAGAACUGGACAGGCUUACCGGCUUUAUACUGAAGAGGCAUAUAAUAAACUCUUGCCACGUUUUACAUUACCAGAGUCUUUACGUGUCGAUUUAUCUGGUGCUUUGUUACGCUUAAAAACGCUUGGUAUCGAUCGUUUAGCUCAGUUUGAUUGGCUCGAUCCACCACCUGCAUCACAUGUAGGUCAGUCUGCUGAACGACUUGUGGCUUUAGGUGCUCUCGAUGCUAGUUCUGGUCAUCUUACAAUUCCUCGUGGUUUAAAAUUAGCAGAAGUGUCUACAACAUGUGGUUUAGAUCAACCUUCAACUGCAGCUGCAUUAUUAGGUGCUUGUGAUGAAGGAUGUUCUCAGGAGAUUGCUGCCAUUGUAUCAUUAAUGCAAAUUCAACGAAUAUUUACGGUUUCCGAUUACAAACACACAAGUGAUCGUAUUCGUAGGCAGACUUUCGGCUGUCAGCAAGGUGAUCAUUUAACAGAGCUAAAUGCAUUUGUUGCUUAUGAGAACCAAUCAAAACUAUUAUCAAAGUCGGAACUUCGAACAUGGUGUCGAGAAGUAGGUUUAAAUGAACGUGGGCUAGCUCAUGCAGUUAUACUACGUGAUCGAAUUGGCUCCAUGUUUCAUCGUUUAAAAUUGCCGUGGGUAAAAGCAGAGCCUGAGGGAAAUCCUAAUCCAGUUCUACGGGCGAUUGUUCGCGGAUUCUUUCAUCAAGCUGCUCGUCUCGCUUCAUCUGGUUCACAUUAUUUAACUAUAAGAGGAGAUCAUCAAUUACGUUUACAUCCUAACUGUAUUUUAUACUCGUCUACAACACGUUGGCCCGCUUAUAUCUUAUUUACAAAUGUAUUUCUCACACCUAGUUUGGAUUACAGUAAUGAUACUAAAUCAAAUAUUAACAAUAAUAAGAAUGACUUGUCAAGUACGUGUAUCAGUGGUGUCAGUGUUAUACAACCAGAUUGGUUGCUGGAAUUAGCUCCACAUUAUUAUCAAUUUGGUACAGAUAGAGAACAUUUAGAACAUUCUUUAGGAAUAAAAAAAUGAUGAAUAUACUAGCCAAACCAACUAGUUAUAUAUAUAAUUUCUUUCUGUAUAAUAAAAUGUAGCCUUCAUAUUUGAAAGAAACAGUCAAUUUUUGUUAAAAUUACAAGUGAUCGAUGGUUAUUAACAUGUGUGUAAAUAUAUUUGGUUGCAUUUCCCUGUAUUCUACUAAAUUAUUCUGUACAAAUCCAAUCUUGAGAUGUUUUAUAUUAAAUAAAUCUUUAACGGUUUGUUAUGAUUUCAUUAUCUUUCAUUUGAGUUAAGCUAGAUUUAUUCGGCGUGUGUAGAAGUAAAUAUAUUGUUUUUUUGUGUUCAAUCAUUUUCUCAAUACAUAACGCGUAAUUUAUGAUGCUUUAGGACAUCAGAAACACUCUAUACAAAGUAAAAUGAUAGUAUUUUUAAGAAUUUGAAAAAGAAAAGGUUGUAUAAUUUUUAGGUCAAUUAACUUUUUAAUAAAAGGUAUUGUAUUGUUGAUAAUAUAACCAAGACAUAUUUAUUCUUGUUUCUGAUGAAAAUAAUCGGAAACUAUUC
Messenger RNA from Schistosoma rodhaini, 8606 nucleotides. NCBI's taxonomy places the organism in Eukaryota, Metazoa, Platyhelminthes, Trematoda, Strigeidida, Schistosomatidae. The record is from the annotation of a GenBank genome assembly.